CACAUAAUGAAACUAGUAUAUAACUGACAGAUGGUGUUAUUUGCUCAGAUAAUUGCAAAAUUAAAUUACUUUGCACAUUUACGUCAUAAGUACAACAGGUGGAGAGAGGAAAAGAGGGAAAUGUGUAGGCACACGUAGAAUAGGAUGUGUAGGUUGAAUACAAUUGGAUGCUAGACAAUCGAGAAAAAUUGGAAACUGGAAGAAGCGGUUUGCUUGUGUUGACGUAUUUACAUACUAAUUGACAUUCGGUUGAUUUUGAUUGAGUUUUUGUCACAAUCAACAGAACAGUGCUUAUACUUAUUUUAUGAUGCGAUCCAGUCUGUAGACGUGUGGUGUGUUAUCAUUGUGAUUAUUGUAUUGCUUGACAAUUGAGUAACUUUUGGUUAACCAAAAAGAAAUUGCUUGCGCACGAAUACGGUUGAAUAUUUAUUUCAAAAUCGAUUGUUUACUUGAUAAUGGGUAACCAUAUGUUUUAUUUAAGAAGCUCAGUUAUUUUUAUUUGUUUGCAAUUAGUGCUGUCUCUUCAUGUAAAAAAGUUUCCUCUAUUGAUGCCAAAGGUUCAUCCAGACAGGGAGGAACUGUAUUUAUGCACCCCUGUCAGAGUAGCCCUUGACAAAACUUUCUAUAUUGUUGGUUUUGAACCAAAUGCCACAAUGCAAACUGCCCAUCAUAUGUUAUUAUAUGGUUGUGCAAAACCUGGUACUGAUGACAUUUAUUGGGACUGUGGUGAAAUGGCCAUGUCAAGUCCAAAUAAUAGUACUUUACAGAAAGCAAGUCCAUGUAAGGAAGGUUCCCAUGUUAUUUAUGCCUGGGCUAGAGAUGCUAAACGUCUUCAGUUGCCUGAAGAUGUUGGAUUUGAAGUUGGUCCUGGCACUCAGAUUCAGUAUUUAGUAUUACAAGUACAUUAUGCACAUAUUGAUAAAUUCAAAGAUGGAAGCACAGAUGACUCAGGUGUAUUUUUAUUAUAUACGGAAGAAAGGCAGAACAAAUUAGCUGGAGUUAUUUUGCUGGGAACAGGAGGUGCCAUUCCUCCUAAUUCAAUUACACACAUGGAGACAGAUUGUAAAAUUAAUGAAGAUAAAAUUAUUUAUCCAUUUGCAUAUCGAACACAUACCCAUAGUUUAGGUAGAGUUGUCUCUGGAUACAAAGUUCGACGAGAUAGAUAUGGACUUGACCAUUGGACACUGCUAGGGAAAAGGAAUCCACUAACACCACAAACAUUUUAUCCUGUGUUUAACCGAGAUCCUGUAUUGCCAGGUGAUGUUUUGGCAGCAAGAUGUACUAUGGAGAACAAGAAGAAUACAUACACACAUGUAGGGCUUACUAAUAACGAUGAAAUGUGCAAUUUCUAUCUCAUGUAUUACGUAAAAGAAGGCACCCCGUUAGAGAAGCAAUAUUGUUUUACAAGUGGGCCCCCAUAUUUCUAUUGGAACAUGGAAGACCAAUUGAAUAAUAUACCAGAUGUUGAUGCUUCGAUGUUGUAAUUUCUAUCCUAAAUGUGAUCUAUACAUUCCUCUCUCAACAUGCAAGGCUACUGAAUUUUCUUGAGAUUGUAAUAUUAUUUUUCUAUGAUAUAUUUUAGUUGGUAAGUUUUACAGAACAAAACUAUAUUCAUAACGCUUUCCUCGCACAAAGACAUCAACAUUUUUAUUUACUAACAUUAAAGUCAACAGUCGGUUAUUUAAAAUGUUGAAAUGAAUAUUAAUGCCAACAGCCAUGUCAUGUUGUGUAUAAACAGUAAUUAGUUAAUUUUUUUUGUUGUUUGUUUUGUUAUUUAUUAUUUUAAAAUAAGUAUCUCGUUAUUUCAGUAAAUUGACCUAAUUUUAGCAUUUGUACUUAAUUUUUUUAUACUAUUUACACGGUAAAUGAAAAUGAUGUCAAUUCAGCGCUUUAAAUAACGUAUCUUAAACUGAAAUCAUAUUUAAAGGAAUCUCUGUCGAAUUACCCCAUGACGUUUAAAAGGUAGUAAACUAGUAAACCUUCAUUCUUUUUGAAGAUACAAUUGUUCACCUUGUACUACCACUUCUUCAUCAACGUAUCUUGCUAUAAAGAAAAAUUAAGUUAACAAAUUAUGAAGAAUAUACAUAUAUAUUUAUAAAGUAAUAUUAUUAUCGAAAAUGUAAUCUUAUAAUUCCUGGGCAGCUUUAAUUUACAAGUCGUUUGCCAUUGUUCUGAUGUCUUAAAUGGGGACAUUUGAAAUAUUACAAAUGAAUCUGAUGUGAUAAAGUAACGAAGAUAGUUUGUUUUCUGGUACUAAUAUUUAAUGUUCCAUAUUAUGUGCUGUGAUUUUUUAAACAUAUUAUAUUCGUGUUAAUGAUUGAACAUUAUUAUUUUACAUACAAAAGAAUAUGUAUAUGUAUACACGAUAUAAACUGAAUGUUGCAUAAGCCACUCAGAAAAUGAAUGAUUAAAAAUAUUUUGCACGUAACUGUUAUGUACUUAAGUAAUCUAAAGAGCCAAUUUCCCGAAAGCUACAACAUGCUUAACUAUUUGAAACUAGCAAUCUACAUCGUCCUCUACCCCUAUUUUCUCCCGUUUCUGCUUCUAGCAUGUCUCUAAUUAUCCCUUUAUUGUUUUAUUGUGUUUCUUUUUUUUUCCAUUACUUCUUCAUUUGCUGUCCACGAUAUUUUCAUUAUCCACCACAUUUCAAUUGCUUCCAUAUCUAUUAUUUCCCACCCCACCCAUCGGUUACGGUUCGCACAAAAAAAAAUCAGAGAUUUAAAUUAAGUAUAAUAUUUUCUUCAUAAAUGUAAAUGCAUCCCUGUCCGCUUCUGCAUUGUUUAUUCGGGAUUCUCUUAUUUACAAUUCCAACCUUUAAGUACUAAAGUUAAAAAUUUUGUUAGUAUAAGGUGCUAAAUAGGUAAAUUAGAUCAUAUAUUAAUGAGGUACAAAUGUAAAGAAAUGUGAAAUGAAAAUAAGCAAAACGACUAGUUGUUAAAGUUUGCCAAAUAUUUUAUUACGGAUUUUAAAAAUAAUAGCAAAAGUUCAAAAUUAUUUAAAUAUAGUUAGUGUUAAUUUAGUACUUAUUUAUGUUGAAAAUAACAAAUUUUUUCCUCCCAAAAAUAAAUAUUUCAUCUUCAGUAAGACAAAAGCUAUGUUUCAUUAUCUAGAUGGUGUAGUAAAAAAUUGUUCUUAGAAAUGAGGAAGAAAUUGUUUUAGGGUCCAAAUGUUGCCAUUUUUUGAGUAAAAAAUUUGCAAUUUUCUGCUUAAUUAAAAUGAACGUAUUCUUAUUGCAAAAAUUAAUUUUGCUUUAAAUGCUUCCGUUCUAUUGCUUUGUAAGUCUGUGAUGAAAAUAUGUUGCGCUUGUUUUUUUAUUUUGUUAUAAACUUUUACUUCGGUCAAUUUUACAAAUAUGUAUUUCCGUAACCAUAUCAUUGUACAUGUAUAAAUAUUUUGUACGUCAAUUUAAAACAGAAUAAAAUAUUUUAACAAUUAAUUUUAUUAAAGACUAUGU
Molecule: messenger RNA, 3454 nt
Organism: Agrilus planipennis (emerald ash borer)
Lineage: Eukaryota; Metazoa; Arthropoda; Insecta; Coleoptera; Buprestidae
Product: peptidylglycine alpha-hydroxylating monooxygenase
Exons: 10
Coding region: 456-1484 (342 amino acids)
Biological process (GO): peptide metabolic process
Cellular component (GO): extracellular region; membrane
Molecular function (GO): oxidoreductase activity, acting on paired donors, with incorporation or reduction of molecular oxygen, reduced ascorbate as one donor, and incorporation of one atom of oxygen; copper ion binding
Source: RefSeq, a predicted model, not a curated record